Acaulospora colombiana is the source of this 408-nucleotide messenger RNA. The record is from the annotation of a GenBank genome assembly. Lineage: Eukaryota; Fungi; Glomeromycota; Glomeromycetes; Diversisporales; Acaulosporaceae.
AUGCUGGGCCUAAUCGGGAAAAGUUUGCUCAAUGUCUCGAGGAACCCUCUACUACGAGUAGCACAUACACCAACUCUGCAUUUUUCAGCUUUACGUGCUGUAAAUGGACCUAGCUAUAGUUCUUUGGGAGCUACAUAUCAAGGACUUGGUAUGCUGUCACAAAUGAGGGCCUUUUCCACAACGUUGCCAUUAUCGGUGAAACGAAAGAAAAAAUAUAAAUUGAAGACGAAUCAUGCGGCUGCAUGGCGAUGGAAGGCUUUGGCAAAUCGAUUGUUCAAACGGAGAAAGGAAGGAAAAUCGCAUUUUAAUGUCAAGAAAUCUGCUGCACGACUAAACCGGUUAGGCAAAGGGGCUCUUGCAGUCCCAUAUCACGUUCGGACCUUGAGAAGACUCCUACCCUACGCAUAA